UAUAAAUACGCCAUUAUACCAGCAUAUUCAGUCCGUUCAAACCAUCGGUCGUAUACACAUGUACUAAGUUAUAUCUCAAACUAACAAAAAUUCUGAUAAAUAAAAAGACAUGCCUAAAUAUAAGUUGACAUAUUUUAAUGCUCGAGCAAGGGGUGAGUUGGCUAGGAUGUUAUUUGUAGCUGCUGAUAAGCCAUUCGAAGACAAGAGGGUCGAAUUUCCCGACUGGCCUAAACUCAAAGAAGGAACACCACAAGGUUCUUUGCCUGUGCUUGAAGUCGAUGGAAAGAUAGAGAUGUGUCAAAGUUUUGCAAUUGCACGUUAUUUGGCUAGAGAAUUCAAAUUAUCCGGAAAAGACAACCAUGAAAACGCCAUUAUUGAUCAGAUUAUAGACACACUAUUGGACAUGUUCGAUCCCUUUGUAAAUAUAGCCUUCAACCCGAACGAAGAAGAAAAAGCAAAAAAGAUGGAAGAGUUUUAUAAAUCGACUGCACCAACAAAAUUAGGCCAGCUGGAAAAUCUCGUUAAGAAAACGGGAAAAGGUGGAUAUGCUGUCGGUUCUGUGCUAUCUCUGGGCGACCUUGCCUUAUACGUUUACAUCGAAAAUUGUGGAUUAGCCGACAAACUGGAGAAAUUUAAACUUCUUGCUGCAAACAGAAAGAAGGUCGAAGAAAUUCCAAGAGUUGCAAAAUAUUUGAAAAGCCGACCUGUGACCAGUUUUUGAAAGUGAAAAAAUGAAUUUUGAAUGUAUUAUUUUUUUCUUCCUUUUUCAAUGCCUAAAUUAGCUAAAAUACAUUAGCUGUUAAAUAUAUUUAUUUAGCUUUAUGUAGCUUAUUUUAGGUGUGAAACCGCUAAAGAGACCAAUAAAAGAAAGCAGACAUAA
Messenger RNA from Mercenaria mercenaria, 880 nucleotides. Its product is annotated as glutathione S-transferase-like. Gene Ontology annotation, biological process: glutathione metabolic process. The coding region runs from base 110 to 721 and encodes 203 amino acids. The transcript is spliced from 5 exons. The record is from RefSeq and is a predicted model, not a curated record. Gene Ontology annotation, molecular function: glutathione transferase activity. Lineage: Eukaryota; Metazoa; Mollusca; Bivalvia; Venerida; Veneridae.